Molecule: messenger RNA, 1803 nt
Organism: Eimeria acervulina
Lineage: Eukaryota; Apicomplexa; Conoidasida; Eucoccidiorida; Eimeriidae
Exons: 11
Coding region: 1-1803 (600 amino acids)
Cellular component (GO): cytoplasm
Source: RefSeq, a predicted model, not a curated record
AUGCAGCAACAAGGGGGUGGGAAGCGCAUGGCGGCUGCGGCCGACUCUCCAGCGCGUCAGGUGUUGGAUUCCCCAGAUGGUAACUCCAAAGAUGAACAGCCACAUGAACAAUCAGAGGCGCUGGCAGACCGCGUCUGCACGGCCCCGAGCGCAGGCGAUUUUCGGCUGGUUGAGGAGCCCCCAGAGUUCUUCUUGGCUGCAAACCCCUCCACCAAGCAGUUAGAGGCAUUUAGAGCCUUCACGGAAAGUGCUAGGGCGGCUAGAAAUGAGUUCCUAAGGGGUAUGAAGGCCUCUGACAUUGGUGCAGGGGCAGCUGGGGACUCCUCAUGCACUCGCAGCAAGUCCGCCUUCCUCAGCCGCACAGUCAGCCGGCAUGGCAGGGGCAGGGAGGUGCAUCCCCCAGCUAAGGCAUUAUCAUCUGCGCAUAUUAACUCUCCAGAAAAUGCUUCCGCAACCUCCGAUGCGGAAGCUUCAACAUCAGCACCAGAUGACGCUUAUCCGGAGGUGCCCGAGUUAGCUGGUAGCACUCGCCUGCUGCGCUACCUGCAAGGUUUUGAUUACGAUGCCACAGCCGCCAACAACGCCUAUCGACGCCACAUGAAGUGGAGAGAAGAAAUGAGUCUUAAUUCGGACAAGAGGAGAACAGUUGUGGAAUCAAUGCUGUUGCCCAUGAGACCUGAGGCCUCCCCGAAGCAUGCAGAAGUCACCCGGUUUUUUUCCACCAAUCCCGUGCUGCGCCGUGACGGGGGAAGAGGCCCUAGCUUGGACGCUUGUGCCGCAGCUGCUGCUGCAGCCAGUGCACCGGGGGGGGGAAACAGUUUGUUGCAAGCCCUUAGUGACAAGGCGUUAGAUUCGCUGUGUUUCUCUUUAAAGUUUGGUGUGAAUUUAGCGGUCGUCUACAAGGAGCGGCCUGCGGAUGAUUUGCGCGUUUCGGAUGGGGAGCGGUUUUUUCAAUCCGCGGGCUGCGUGUGUGCAGGACUGCUUGAUGUAAACGGUUUGUUUUCGGCGGUUUCGGAAGAAGAGUUUUUGGGGUGGCAUUCGGAUAUUUUGGAGUUUCGUUGCAUGCUUCUUGACGUGUUGUCUCGCAAGUUUAACAGAAUGGUCCGUGUAACUGCAGUUGUCGACUUGCAGGGCCUCUCGACGCGGAUUUUGAACCGGCGAGCUCUCAAUUUGCUGAGAAGGACAAUUAGUUCUGCGAGUGAAAACUACCCGGAAUCCAUUGGCACGAUGUACUUCAUCAACACUCCCCGCACGUUUUCGACUCUCUGGUCUGCCAUCCGCGGAUGGCUAAGGGAGAGGACUAUCAACAAGAUCAAGCUCUUGAGCAGCGACGCGGAAAGUGUUCUAGUGAGGAACAUUGGGGGUUACGCGCUGCCUCCCUCUCUGGGUGGUAUAUGCACGUCUUCGUUGGCCGACGUCCCUCCACUAGAUACAGACUUAGGCCCAGGAAGUGUGAUUCUUAAUGUGGGGGCCAGGCGGUGUAGCCAAGCUGUGGAGCUGCGCGAUUUGGAGGUCUCAGGUAAGUUGGGAGGAAGGCCACCAGUGCAGACUUUGAAGGGGAACGGCAUUUCGUGGUCUCUUGAUUCCGGAAACGAGAGCAUUCUUGAGGAGCACCGCAAAUACCCACCCCGCAAGCGAGUGAGCGGCGUUGUUAGCGCGGAACAAGAGGGCACUUUGAUCCUCUCCUUUGAUAACUCUUGGGGACUAAUAUCCUCUCGGCGUGUCCGGUAUAAGAUCGAAGUCGUGCAAGCAUCAGACGCAGUCCCAUUGCACAGUUGCGCAGAAGCUGCGAACGUCGUAUGA